AUGAGUUUUCUCACAGAGUGGAUGCCUUUUGCCUCAAAUGUAGGUGAAGAAAGUUACAAUCCAGAAAAUUAUAUUAAGGAAGAGAGAAGGGAAGAUUCUGAAGAGAGUUAUUUAGAAAUAAAAGAAGAAAGCUUUGAUUGCAAGAGUGAGGGGACGGAUGUAGACAUAAAACAUGAGUGUUCAUUUUAUGAGAAUCCUGAAGGGGAAGGAAAUGAAAUUGGGGCAUAUAAUCUAAUGUAUGCAAAUAACUAUUCUUUAUCAGCACUGCCCUUUUUGGCUGAAACAGAUGGAGUUCAAUCAACACAUGAGGAUUAUGAUAAUGAAGUAAUGCAUGAAAUACUGGAUAUGAAUGGGAAACAUUGUGUAUGUGAAGUGUGCAGUAGAAAAUUUGCCUGCAAGAAUCAUCUGUUAAAUCACAAUAAAAUGCAUAUCAAUGUGAAUCCUUGUAUCUGUGAUUUAUGCAGUAAUGCUGUCUUGAGUAAUAAUGAUCUAGCUCUACACAUGAGAAUAUCUGCAAAGGAGAAAUUUCAUGGAAAGAGCCAUGAUAAGAGACUUUAUACUUGUGAUCUUUGUAGUAAAGGCAAGCAAUCUAAAGAAUCACAUGAGAGUGCAUACAAAGGAGAAGCCCUAUAA
Messenger RNA from Penaeus monodon (black tiger shrimp), 633 nucleotides. RefSeq names its product zinc finger protein 432-like. Lineage: Eukaryota; Metazoa; Arthropoda; Malacostraca; Decapoda; Penaeidae. The record is from RefSeq and is a predicted model, not a curated record. The transcript has 2 exons. The coding region runs from base 1 to 633 and encodes 210 amino acids.